GUGAACAGGAUGUAAGUCUUUACAAGAGCAAACACUGAACUUCAGCACCGACCACAGGACUACACAAGAAAGGUGGAGACAGAGGUGAACACAGUAAAGGUCUGGUAUUUGAAGCCAAGGCAACUGCAGUAGGAACUCAGCCUUGGUACAAGUGUGCCUUCUCUAACAGAUGUCUGCUGAUCUCUACUGUGCGAGUGACUCAGGUGGAAAUAAUGCAAAUCUUCAAGGCACCACACUGGGGGGCAGCAAACCUUUACACCGCUUCAUUAAGGGACAACCCAAGAUUAUUGGCAUCAUUGCACUGGUCUUGGGCUCAUCUUUUUUCAUCCUUUCCAUCGCAAUCACGCAAGAAGCAAGAGUUCAAUUCAUAUCGACAGCUGUCCCGCCUGGCUUCAUGCUUGGAACCCUGUUCAUCAUAUGUGGGAUUCUAUAUAUUCUGACAGAGUACAACCCGACCAAGAAAACAGUAACCAUGUCAUUGGCUCUGAGUAUUGUGACCAUACUGGGGGCAUGUUGGACUUUAAUGCACAUCUUGACCCCCAUAGCUCACCACCAUUCCUACGACCACUUUGAAUUGGAAGACAAUUUCACUUAUAGUCUGAAUCGGCAUUAUGAGGCCAUGGUAAUAUCUGUGGAACUGAUCUUCCUGGUCCACAGUGUUGUCGGGGCAAUUUUUUUUAUUGUAAUGUCAUGUCUGGCUGUGGCUGCCCUGCGUUCCACAAAGAGCCAGGCCAUUAUAAUGAUGACUACUAUGCCGGCUGAAACACCAGUGGAAUAACAGGCACAAAGGAAGGUCUGAAGUGCCAUAAAUUGAGCAUAGAAAAGAAACAUGAAGCAAACAAAUACAGACUAGUAUUUCUCUUUGUGGGAAUAACAGGAUAUGUGAUUCCAUUUGUAAGUUGUUGCUUGAAAUGCAAUACAGAUAAUAUGUAAGUAUAAAUAUUGCCUUGUGGUGUUUCUGUGCUCUCUUACUACAUCCGCCAUCAUGUGUGCACACUUUCCCCACUGCGUAGGCAAUUUACAGCAACUUACUCGGCAGUGUUGCAAUGGCUGACCUGUCAGCACAUUAUUUUUUGCACUACUACACCACAGGACAAAAGUCCAGGUGAAACCUAUGUCUCUAUGAGAUAGUUGAAGAAAACUGGGCUGUUUUAAUUUCUCAAAAACACUCAAAUUUGGCCUAAACAUGGCCUAAACAUGGCCUAAAUUGUGAUAAGCUUGCGGGUGCUCUUGUUACAGUAAGGUACCACGUUUUGAAAAGGCACCCUGAAGAAAGCAAAUUGCAAAUCAGUCUGAUCGGGAGACUGUUUGACCUCUUACCUUUUGGAAAAGUGUUGCAGACAAUCUGGACCAGAAUUCACCAUAACUGCUAAUUAUUGUUAUAAUAAUCCAUUAUUAACAAAUACUUAUUAUCACUUAUAAACCAAUAAAAGUUACAAACUUGUGCUUAUAUGAGUGAGAACAAUUAUAUUAUAUUUUAAUUGUAUAGUUAAUUUGUUUUAUAACCGCAGACACGAUUACGUUUUAGAAAAUGUGUAUUUAUUGACGAUUGGCAUCAAUGGAACUGCAUUAUUACCAAUGGAAACACGCAGCCAUGAUACUUUUAAAACAUUUUAUGAUAAGAGAGAGUAUAUUUUUAUUUUAACAACAGAGUGAGAACAUCUUAAAAUCAAAAUGUAAUGUCAACAACUCAAACCAUUAACUUGUCACCUCUUGUAAACUGUUCUCUACGUUUUCAAUAAAAGUG
Anoplopoma fimbria (sablefish) is the source of this 1747-nucleotide messenger RNA. RefSeq lists its product as uncharacterized. The record is from RefSeq and is a predicted model, not a curated record. NCBI's taxonomy places the organism in Eukaryota, Metazoa, Chordata, Actinopteri, Perciformes, Anoplopomatidae. The transcript is spliced from 8 exons. Bases 170 to 778 code for a protein of 202 amino acids.